UCAUUCAAUAACAUUUGUUUCUGAUAGGUUUAUAAAAUUGAUAUGUUUGUUGGGUACCAAAUUUUAUGUGUGAAUUGUAGUGAAAAAUGUUUGUUUAAGCCACCGAAAUUGUUGUUUUAUUUGUCCAGUGUAACAUCAAAAUGUCGCAAGCAAGGGAAACAUUAGAGGUUCGAAGGUGCGGUAACUGCAAACGCGGUGGUGGGUUUACUAAAGUAUGUAGCCCCUUGAGUUAUAAUACAAAUGAACGGGCUAAGAAAUUAAUUGGAUCCAAUCCAUUUAUAUAUACUGAUGUCGUGAAAAAUAAAUGCAUACGAGUGACCAGCCCCUGUAUAAAAAAGAAAAAGAAAUGGCCAAUGAUGCGAGGAAAUAGCAGUCAGACCAGCGAUAUAAUAUCCAAAGAUAAGACGACACAAUUUCCAGACGACCUAAUACAUAAUAUUCAAAACAUCGAGGUGGUUGAAUACGAGGUCACCAAGGAAACUGGUGAGAAAGAAGUGAUAGUCACAAAAACAGAAUCGCUUACCAAAUUUAUAAGCUCUAAAAAUAAUGAAAAUAAAGACUUGCAAAAAACGGAAUCAAUUACCAAAUUUGAUGGUACUGGUAAACAAAUAAGUAAAGAACUGAUAACCCUUUAUGAACCAAAUCCGAGCUUCAACAAAUCGGCAGAAAAAAUGGAGUCCACAAACAAAAAUUAUGGUUCAUCGGAGAACGCGCAAAAUCUGAAACCACAUUUAGAGAGCCUGGUAGGGAAAUAACUAAAAGAAAUCGUAAUGCUACGCUAACAACAUUUGGAGAUACAGAAAGAAAACCAAAAGUUUCGCUGACAGGCCCAGUUGUUCAAAAAACAGUUGAAGCACGAAAAGGCGGCUCAAACAUAAGACCCGGAAAAUCUAUAGAUAGUGUGAGAUCUAUAAUACUUAGAAAUCUCAAUAAAAAUAUACACAGAAGUGGAGGGGGAAAAAUUGAGAGUUCUAUCAUUGCGGCUCAAAAUAAGUUUUCAGUAAAAGAUAAUAUAAUGCCGAAGUUUAAAUGUUGUCGAAGGCCUCCAACUAAACGUAAGAGUAUACAGUCCAGUCAAGUAGAAGUACUCGAAACAAUCACUCCAUUGGUACCGCCAUCGUAUGCAUGUUUGACAGGUGACCAACACAAAAGGGCUCAGCGAAAAAUAUCAUCAAAUGUCAGAGCCGGUCCAGUUUGCAAUGAUCGAUCGAAUCUAGGCCCAGCGAAGAGUAGAAAUUCGGCAAGAGACACUGCCCACGUCAAUUCCAGUAAAAACAUAUCUAUCAAACAAUUAGUGAGGAAGGCUCUACAUCUAGAGCCCGCUAAAGGUAACAAUGAUCCUUUGACUAACUAUCGAAAAGAAAGAAAAACUUCAGGAAAUUCACCUCUAGAAGGCACUGACAUUUCAGCUACCAAUCAGUCGAGGAAGAGGUCUUCAGAAAAUGCACCUACUCCUAUUGCGUCCGGUCGGACUUCCAAUAAUGAUCCACUAACUGAACAAUCUAAGAGGGGGACUGCAGAAAAUAUAGCUGCAAAUAUGGAAUCAAGUUACACUUCGUUAACCGAAGGAACAAAAAGGCGUUCGUCAGAUAGAUCCCCUCCAAAAGUCGAGUCCCAUGUUGCUUCCGAUGAGAAUUCAAGACGAGUCAGUUCGGAGAGCAAGAGAGCUUCAAGAAAUUCACAACAGACCACUGUUGCUUCCAAUGAGAGUCCAAGAGCCAGUACGGAGAGCAAGAGAGCUUCAAGAAAUUCACAACAGACCACUGUUGCUUCCAAUGAGAGUCCAAGAGCCAGUACGGAGAGCAAGAGAUCUUCAAGAAAUUCACAACAAGCCAAUGUUGCUUCCGAUGAGAAUGCAAGAGUCGGUACAGAGAGCAAGAGAUCUUCGAGUAAUUCACAAACAAAAGCCGAGCUGAGUCGAUCUCAAACUGGCAGUCCUAGAACCGAUGUAUCUAAACAGGGGACUGCACCUAAUACGGCUGAAAAUAUCGCGUCUAGCAACAAUACCUUAAUCGUGAAUGUCGAAUCCCAAGUUGUUUCCGAUGAGAAUUCAAAAAUUGACAAAGAGAUCAAGAGAACUUCAGUAAAUUCACCUCGAAAAAGCGAGCCUACCGAUAUUCCCAAUGACCUUGCUGCUGGGACUGCAAGCAAUAAUGUAGAAGACCAACAAAGAUCUUCAAAAAGCAGCAGCCAAAGAAACUCUAAAGAUAUGGCUGAAGCUCAACAGAAUGAUACAGCUGAUCCUGCCCCAGCAGUAAUAAAAACGCGUGUUUAUACAGAAAUUAAGGAGGUUACCAACGAUGAGGCGGGGAAUGUAUUACAAACGGUGUAUAAGGUUGAAUCUGAAUCUGAGACUGAGAUCAUCCAUAAAGAGGAACCAAAUGAGGAGCCAGAAGAGGAACCAGAAGAGGAACCAGAAGAGGAACCAGAAGAGAAACCAAAACCGAAAUUAAUAAAACCAACCCCCAAUAAAUGUAACAAUUGCUGUAGGUGCUCUAAUUCCUGUGGCUGCCGAUGCCCCUGUUACUAUCCAAUUUGCUGUAUGCAUGUUUGCAAUAACUGCAUGAACUAUCCAGUAAGACCGAAAUGCAAUGGAGCCUGCUGUUCUCGCAACUGUGGUGCCCCAUCGAACUGCUGCCAUUCUCGAAAUCAUUGAAGACUUCUCUGAAUUCCAAGCAUUAACUAUAGUCCGUAUUUAAAUAGCCUAAGCACACACAAACUAAUAAAUAUAAUGCCCAACAACAA
Molecule: messenger RNA, 2745 nt
Organism: Drosophila virilis
Lineage: Eukaryota; Metazoa; Arthropoda; Insecta; Diptera; Drosophilidae
Source: RefSeq, a predicted model, not a curated record